This is a messenger RNA of Sphenostylis stenocarpa, 564 nucleotides long. The record is from the annotation of a GenBank genome assembly. Lineage: Eukaryota; Viridiplantae; Streptophyta; Magnoliopsida; Fabales; Fabaceae.
AUGGCUGGUGUUGUGUUCAAGUUUGAGAAUGAGGCAGCACCAGAUUUGGACGUACCAGAAGAAAAGAAAAGGGUGCCAUUGGUGGAGAUCAUAAAUAACUCAGGUGAAACCCCUCUCUUUAGAGCUGCCAACCUUGGCAGGCUUAAGAUGCUCAAGUAUAUGGCCAAACAUGCUCAGGCUGACAUAAGAAGACAUUUUGUUAGCUAUGACAAAUAUUCCAUUCUUCAUGCCAGCAUUCUUGGACAGUUUUUUGAUGUUGCUAUUUGGUUGUUAAAUAAUAUGGAUGAAAAGCUAGCUCAACACAAGGAUAUGAAUGGAAUGACAUGUCUUCAACUUCUAUCCAAUAUGCCACUUGUAUUUCGGAGCCAAGCCCCUUCCAUGGGAACCAUGAAGAAUCUUUUAUAUUACUUGCUUCCCGAGGACGGUUAUGAAAUCGAUGAUGAUGAAAAUGGCAGUGCAGAUUUCAGAUAUGAGAGGAGCGACGUAGAAAGUGCCCAAAAAGAGGCCAAGUUUACCGGUUCAGGUUUAAAAAAGUGUGGAAUGGAUAGUGUAGGACUUCCAUAA